AUGAGUCUUCUCUUAAAGCUAGAUACCAUUCAGGGUUUGCAACCGAUUGUGAGAGAUGUUAGGAAAUCGGUGGCAAAAGAGCUUGUCGGUUUUCAAGAGAAGCUUGAUUCAUUAACAUUUGUAAAAUCUAAAACCUCAAUGGAAUCACAAGACGAAGAAAAUACCAGAGAGCUUAACAACGAUCAUGAAGUCGAAGCUGCAGAUCCUAUACACCAUAUGAAGCCAGAGCAACUGGUUGAACGGAUCUAUGCCAAGCUUAAUAAAGAACAUGUUCAAGCUCAAUUUGGUAGCAAUGAUGAGGCUUUGAGGUUAGAUCUGGAGAAUCAUUAA
This is a messenger RNA of Lactuca saligna, 330 nucleotides long. The record is from the annotation of a GenBank genome assembly. Lineage: Eukaryota; Viridiplantae; Streptophyta; Magnoliopsida; Asterales; Asteraceae.